AUGGCUUCCUCCUCCCACGAUGAUUCAGAAGCCACCGCCACCUCCACCUCCACCGCCAGCCCUGCCCCAACCACUGAACACUCCGCCGAUUACAAUGAAGCGGAUUCAAAGUCUUCCGCCAGAGGCGAACGAGGCGCGGGUUCGGAUGAAGCGCAAGCGAACUCCAGUGGCGUUGAAUCUACUCGAUCUAUUCCUCCGGAUUGGAACGAUGCUGCUGCUUUGUUGGAGAGAGGAACGGCAGCUUUAUUGGAUGGAGUAUACACAGAGGCACUGGAGUGCUUCAAGCCAUCUGCAAACCUUGCAAAUGCUCCUCCUCAUUCUUCUCUCUUUUUCAGGGUUGAGCAGUAUGGGAGACAUGCUCCAGAAUGUGUCCUGGCAUACUACAGAUAUGCCCUAACAUUGAUAUAUAAAGUUCCACUUGCAUCAGAAGAUGAUCGAGGCGGUAGGGCGGGGCCAGAGGCUCACAGUGGGUCAAUUAGCGGAGAUAUUGAGGGGGGUGAUGAUUCAGAGAGCCUGGAAUCUGCACAGGUUGAACUGGAGCUUGCAUUUUCCAUUUUAGACAUGCAGAAAGGUCCCACAAUGGAGAAAGUGGAGAUCUUGUCAGCCCUGGGAGAGCUUGGAGCUAAAAAAUCGGAUUUUGCAUUCUCUGUGGAAAACUUUCGGAUAGCGCUCUCCAUGUUGCAGAAAUUGGUUGCUCCGGAUAAUCAAAAAUUGGCUUAUCUUACAACUGAAGAUGCCAUAGCAUGGUGCGAGCAUGCCAUAGGGGUCAGUAGAAAACGGCAGAAGCAGAUCACAACAGAGUUGGGAGAAUUGAAUGUUACUGAGACGAAUCAGGCACCAACCCAUAUGUCCACUAUUGAUCUUUACAUUUCGAAAAAACAAGCUGAGCUCAGUGUAGUAAAUGAAGCUUUAGCCCUGUUUCAAGCGAAGCUCGCAACACUGGAAUGGAAGCUCCUAGGAUUGCAAGCCACAUCCUCUAGCUCAUCACAGAGCCUGGAGCAGUCCUCUGCUGACUCAACAAGCAGGCACUCAUCAAAGAGUGCAUCUCCCCAGCACAGGGAUGAUGUCCUUUCUCCACCUGCUUCUACUGCUGGGACAAGUAAGACAGAUCAGAGUGUCAAUGCACAGGGAACCAAGAGACAACUGCGAAUGGAACCAACCAGCGAAGAACACACUUCAAAAAGAUAUGCAUUGGAAGUUUCAGUAGAGAAGCGGAAGGGUAUUGAAGGUGCAAGCGCAGAAAGUACUCCAACAAAGAUAACCCCUUUGGAUUCGAUGACAGGGGAGCAUGAGGAAGGUGGAAAUGCACAAAGUACCCCAACAAAGAUUAGCCAUUCAGAUUCAGGAACAGGGAAGGGCAGCGGAAGUGGAAUUGAAGAGGGUUCUCCAAAGGCCACUACCCAUUCGGAACCAAGGACAGGGAAGGGCAAGGGAAGUGGAAGUAAGGGUGAGGGAAGUGAAGAAAGUUCUCCAACAAAGAUUACCCCUGCAGUUUCAGGGAAGGGUGAGGAAGGUGCAACUUGA
Malania oleifera is the source of this 1524-nucleotide messenger RNA. RefSeq lists its product as uncharacterized. Gene Ontology annotation, cellular component: nucleoplasm. Lineage: Eukaryota; Viridiplantae; Streptophyta; Magnoliopsida; Santalales; Ximeniaceae. The record is from RefSeq and is a predicted model, not a curated record. The transcript is spliced from 6 exons. Bases 1 to 1524 code for a protein of 507 amino acids. Gene Ontology annotation, biological process: DNA replication-dependent chromatin assembly; CENP-A containing chromatin assembly. Gene Ontology annotation, molecular function: histone binding.